This is a messenger RNA of Osmerus eperlanus (European smelt), 1912 nucleotides long. It is a transcript of the gene prokr1b, whose product is annotated as prokineticin receptor 1b. The transcript is spliced from 3 exons. Gene Ontology annotation, cellular component: plasma membrane. Gene Ontology annotation, biological process: G protein-coupled receptor signaling pathway; cellular response to hormone stimulus. The record is from RefSeq and is a predicted model, not a curated record. Gene Ontology annotation, molecular function: neuropeptide Y receptor activity; peptide binding. Bases 189 to 1367 code for a protein of 392 amino acids. NCBI's taxonomy places the organism in Eukaryota, Metazoa, Chordata, Actinopteri, Osmeriformes, Osmeridae.
GAUGGAGAGAAUCAUCUAUUUUUUAAACCGCGGGAAAAGUGUCCUUCGUUCUCGAGGUUUACGCAUCUUUGAAGUCCGCGACAGACAUUGAAAAAAUUUGAGUUGUACUCCCACAAAAUUGGAAAAAAAAAAUCAGUCAGUCAAAUUGAACACUUGAAAGCAGCUGUAUAUUGGGAACUUGGUGAGACAUGGGAGACUCCAACAUGAGUCACUUGGCUGCAGUGUACGUGGCAGGGACGCAGGGCACAGUCCUGGGGAGCGAGCAGGACCCAUUCCUGGAUCAGUACGACCUGGACUACAACCUUUCUAAUGACGAGUUACCGGACACCACAAAGGGCCAGGCCUUCUUCGUGGCCACCAUUGUCAUCAGCGUGGUUCUCAUCUGCAUCAUGCUAGUCUGUGGUGUCGGGAACUUCCUCUUUAUUGCCACGCUGGCACGUUAUAAGAAGCUGCGAAACCUCACCAACCUGCUCAUCGCCAACCUGGCCAUUUCAGACUUCAUCGUGGCGGUGGUGUGUUGCCCGUUCCUGGUGGAAUACUACCUGGUCAAGCAGCUGUCCUGGGACCACGGUCUGGUGCUGUGUGCCUCUUUGAACUACCUGAGGACUGUGUCUCUGUAUGUGUCUACCAAUGCCCUGCUGGCCAUCGCUGUGGACAGGUACAUGGCCAUCGUGCACCCCCUCAGGCCACGCAUGAACUACCAGACAGCCUACUGCGUGAUCACAGGGGUGUGGAUCGUCCCCAUCCUCAUCUCCAUCCCUUCUGCCUACUUCACCUCUGAGACCAUGUACCCACACAGAAAUGCCGACGCCCAGACCACACACAAGGUGUUCUGUGCCCAGAUCUGGCCCGUGGACCAGCAGGCCUAUUACCGCUCCUACUUCAUGAUCGUCUUUGCCUUGGAGUUUGUUGGGCCCGUGGUGGUCAUGGUCAUGUGCUACGCCCGGAUCUCACGGGAUCUGUGGUUCAAGAGCGUUCCCGGCUUCCAGACGGAGCAGAUCAGGAAGAGGCUACGCUGCCGCAGGAAGACGGUGAUGGUGCUGAUCGGGAUCCUCACCGCCUACAUCCUGUGCUGGGCGCCGUACUACAGCUUCACCAUCCUGCGGGACUUCCACCCGACAUUCAUCUCCCGCCAGAAGAACUCGCUGGUGGCCUUCUACAUCAUCGAGUGCAUCGCCAUGAGCAACAGCAUGAUCAACACUUUCUGCUUUGUCAGCGUGAAGAACAACACGGUCAAGUACCUGAAGAGGAUUGUGCUGCUGCGCUGGAGGUCCUCUUACGCACCCAGCAAGACAGUGGAGGAGACUGAUCCGAGAACCUUCAACAUAACUGUAACUGAGGUGGUGGAGUGUAUUCCUAUGAAGUGACGACCCAAUUCAGUAAACAUAAAACUGUUUAUACUUAACAACUGUUUUACAUUUGAGUUGAUGUUGGUCUACUGGUAGAGACUGUGUACAUUUUAUUGUGGAGAGGAGUCUUGGGUGUAUUUUAUUUUGAGUAUACCUUAUUACUGUGGAAGACAGAAAGCUGAUGUGAAUUUCGAAAAUGUGUGUUCAACUACACUGUCGGAUACGGACGAUAAUCUAAUGUACAGUGGGCCAAUGUUGAACAUGAAUGUACAAAAUGCAUUUUUUAUAGUGUUGUACUUUCAUUCAUGCUUUGCUUACAGAAUUAAUUAUGUAAUUUUUUCAACAACUGGAUGUUUGUAAUUGAAUUCUGAUCUCUCAGGUCAGACAGAAUCUGUGAAGAUGUUGCAUCACUACUCUAUGUUCCUUUGACAUGUUUUGAUCAGUCUGAAAACACUUUGAGACUUACAAGAAUCUUAGAUCUUGGCAUAAUUUUGGCCUCUCAUGUUCUAACCUUCUUUUACACUCCACGUUACAAUGCCAGUAAUAUUUUCUCUGAUAUUCUC